GCACUGUAUCGCAAUGGUACUCUGAUAUUCUGAAUGAAACAUUCAACGAAUUUUAUUCUUACAUUACUAAAUAUUUCCUUUAAUCGUAUUAUAAAGCUAUUUAUACUAAAUAAAAAUAUGUACGCGUAUGAAAACUUAACUUAAUUACAUUAUCAGUGAUAAACAGAUUGUGAUAAGCAAUACGUAUAUAAGUUCGCCCCGUCGCAUUUUCUCGUCCAGUUCUCAGCAUCGACUAAGUGGAUACGUAGACAAAUGGAUUCGUUUAUGUAGUAUUCAUUUGUGUUUAUAAAAUCAAACUAAACGACGACGAAUACGACACUUGAUUUUAAUACUAAUUUUACUCAAAGGAAGCUAUUAUAAUUAUUAUAUCUAAGAUGGAUGAGACACAGUUAAAGAAAUAUCUUUCCGACAAUACUGUGUUUAAUUUAACAAAUAAAAUGUUUAUAUCAUUAGAAUCUGGUAAUGUCAAAAGAUACAAAGCCUGUAUGUCAUUGGUAGUCGAAGCUUUGAUACAAGAAAUGAAAAAGGAGGAUACAUUAUUCGAGAAAAUGUACAGAAAUAUUAUUUAUUGCGGAAGUGUUUUUAAACAGACGAAAGUUAGCAAGCUGGAUGAAUUUGACUUAAAUAUUAAUUUAAAACUUCCUAUUGAUUACAAUAACAUAAGCCUUUACUCGAAUCAACCAGCAUUUAUCACAAUAUACAUAAAAAAUUAUUCACCCACAGACACUAUUUUUCCAAAGUGCAAUCUUACACGCUCAGAAAGAAAAUCCUUAUAUACAUUUAUCGAUGACGGCUAUGUAAACCCACAUAAAUUUCGUCAAUGGACCGAGAGAAUUUUAAGUAAAGUUAUGAAUAAAUUACAAAAGUAUGAAGAUAAAUAUAUAUUACAUUUGCCAGCAAAUCGUACCAAUAUCUUAUUUAAAAUAAGGAAGAGUGGUCCAGCAUUUACAUUAAUAUUGACUAUGCCAGAAACAAACGAAGACAUAAGCAUUGAUUUAGUUCCAGCAUUGUGUUUUCAGAACUGUAAAAUUAAUGGUUCUAAUAUAAAAAUCAAUAAAAUUGAAAAUUGUCAACACAAAGCAUGGUUUGCAAUUCCAUUACCUUCGAUCAAUUAUCAUUUCGAAAUAAACGAGAAUCUUCAAUGGAGGACAUCUUUUUACUAUCAAGAAAAAGAAAUUCUCGCAAAGUUGGGCAAUGUAAAGCCAGUUAUACGUCAGAUGAAGAAAUUGAGGGAUGUCCAAAAGUGGAAGAAUGUGGCAAGUUACUUUAUAGAAACAUUAUUUUUACAUAUAUCCGACCAGCGGUCACAAGAGGGUCUUAAUAAAAUGUCUUCAACGUUACUCUUUUUUUAUAUGUUACAAGAAUUACAUUACGCUUUCAUGGAACAUAGAAUUGAGUAUUUUUGGGAUGCAAAAUAUAAUUUAUUGCAAAAAAUUGGGAGACUGGAAAUGGAUAAUAUGGCGCAUCGUUUGAGUAAUGUCAUAAAGAACAUAGAAAAGCGUAUAACAUCAGACCCAUUUAUAAUAGCAUCAUAUGUUUUGACUGAAAAUGAAUUAAAGAUGUUAAAAGAAAAAUACAAUAAAAUGCAAAAUGAAACAUGUGGUAAGUACUAUCGUAAGUCAAUGUUAUAAUUAUAUGUAUAAUAGUUAAAACAGUACUAUAUUAAUAUUAUACAAUUGUUUAGAAAUAGAACAUGGAACAUCAUGGUGCAUUCUUUUAUAAUCUGUGCCGAUUUUUAAGUCUAAUAUAAAUUUUAAUUUGUAAUAAAUAAUCAUGUAUUUGCAUUACGUUAUACAUUUCUUCAAGUACCUAUCGUUUGAAUUCGUUUGGUACAAAUAAAUACACCAUAAUUGUCGAUAAUUCUAAUGUUA
Messenger RNA from Colletes gigas, 1871 nucleotides. RefSeq names its product cyclic GMP-AMP synthase-like (gene cGlr1). Bases 375 to 1631 code for a protein of 418 amino acids. The transcript has 10 exons. Lineage: Eukaryota; Metazoa; Arthropoda; Insecta; Hymenoptera; Colletidae. The record is from RefSeq and is a predicted model, not a curated record.